Molecule: messenger RNA, 3797 nt
Organism: Pogoniulus pusillus (Red-fronted tinkerbird)
Lineage: Eukaryota; Metazoa; Chordata; Aves; Piciformes; Lybiidae
Gene: PURG
Product: purine rich element binding protein G
Exons: 2
Coding region: 75-1085 (336 amino acids)
Biological process (GO): regulation of transcription by RNA polymerase II
Cellular component (GO): nucleus
Molecular function (GO): DNA-binding transcription factor activity, RNA polymerase II-specific; purine-rich negative regulatory element binding; RNA polymerase II transcription regulatory region sequence-specific DNA binding
Source: RefSeq, a predicted model, not a curated record
CGCCGGCUGCGGGCGGUGGCGGCGGCGGCUGAAGGGCAACGGCGGCGAUGGGAGCUGUGGGCUGAUUGGGAAAGAUGGAAAGAGGGAGAGGAGGAGGAGGAGGAAGGAACCUAGGAGGCUCUGGCCUGCACAGGAGCAUUUAUUCCCAGUCCCAGCAGCAGUACCAUUACCCGGCCUCCUCCCAGGGGGGCUGCAUGGAGAUCCAGGAGCUGGCCUCCAAGAGGGUGGACAUCCAGAAAAAGCGAUUCUACCUGGAUGUGAAGCAGAGCUCCCGAGGCCGCUUCCUGAAGAUCGCCGAGGUCUGGAUCGGAAGAGGCAGGCAGGACAACAUCAGGAAGAGCAAGCUGACCCUCUCCUUGUCCGUGGCUGCCGAGCUGAAGGACUGCUUGGGGGACUUCAUCGAGCACUAUGCCCACCUCGGCCUGAAGAGCGGCCACGGCCUGCGGCACGAGCACAGCAAUGGCAAAGAGCAGCUCCCUCGGAGGCGCCAGCAGCACCCACCGCCCUCGCCUCCCGUGUCGGUGGGCUCUGAAGAGCACCCUCACAGCGUACUCAAAACGGAGUACAUCGAGAGGGACAACAGGAAGUACUACCUGGACCUGAAGGAGAAUCAGCGAGGGCGCUUCUUGAGGAUUAGACAGACCAUGAGCAGGGGACCUGGCAUGAUGGGCUAUUUUGGCCACAGCUUGGGACAGGAGCAGACGAUCGUCCUUCCAGCUCAAGGGAUGAUUGAAUUCAGGGAUGCUUUGGUCCAGCUGAUUGAAGAAUACGGUGAAGGGGACAUAGAGGAUCGCCGGGGGGCAGGCGAUGAGCCCCCAGAGCUCCCUGAGGGCACCUCUUUCCGAGUGGACAACAAGCGCUUCUACUUCGACGUGGGCUCCAACAGGUACGGCAUCUUCCUGAAGGUAAGUGAGGUGAGGCCACCCUACCGUAACACCAUCACGGUCCCAUACAAAGCGUGGACACGGUUUGGGGAGAAUUUUAUCAAGUACGAAGAGGAGAUGAGGAGAAUUUACAACAGCCAUAAAGAAAAAAGGAUGGAUGCCAGAGGGGACAGUGGUGAAGAGCAAGAGGGUCUGGAAUAGAGUGCAUUGGACUGGGCCAUCUGGCAAAUUAAACCGAGCAAAACAAGCAGAAAUUGGUGAGAGGGACUGACUUAAUAGUAAUUUCAAGCUGCCCCGUUUGUUUUGUAAAGCCCUUUUUUUUUCUUUUGUUCCUGGUAGUUUCUUGCUAACUCUACAAUGUGUAACGUUAGAGGAGUCUGGUUGUCACCUGAAAUUACACCCAAAACAUCUCCGUAUGUCUUAUGAAAGUACCAACCUCCCGAGUCCGUAGGAGUCAGCUGCUUCGAGUGUUGAAGACUGUGGAAGUACAUGCAUCAGCACAAAACAAAAAAAUCCACCACUCUGACCUUUAAAUAGUCUAGAUAAGGCUUGUGUUGCACUUCCAACGUGAUACAGAAACACCCAACCCUAAACCUUGUGCUGAAAUGUAUCGGGUUCUGCUUAGGAUGGGUUUUCCUGGCCUGGAUUCUGCUUGUCCUCGGUCAAAAGGCUGAGCAGCGUGGCCUGAGGGCAUCUGCAACAAAAAUCAACUGCUGCUGUGGGGAGGAGGAGAGGUAGAGAGGUUUGAAAGUUGGCAGCUGCUGAUCGUUGAGUUUGAAACAAAGGGUGAAACCUCAGUCACCGGUCAGAGCUUUGUAAAGGUGCUGGUUAAGAGUGGAAAAUGUGUUGUUCUUUUGCUGGUUUUGUGCUGAGUGAACAACCUGAGCAACCCCCCCACACACACACCCAACCCAAGACAGCAAAGCUCUGCCCCAGUGCUAAGCCUUCUGAAUUAGUGGCAACGAAUUAUAACCCACUCCUCAUCUCUGUGUUCUGCUCGUGCCAGGCUGCUGAUUUGUUUGGGGUUUGGUUUGGGUUUAUUUUUUUUGCCCAAAUUUUGAAUGCAUUUGUCCAAAAUUUCAAAAAGAUAUUUUUAUAUUAGGGGUGUUUUGGGUCUCCCACCAGGUGGCUGUGGGAAGGGUGCUUGGUGGUGGAGGGACCACUGCAACCGAGGCUUCCAGUUUCUCUCACUGGAUUUUAGGAGAACGUUCUUUGCAGUCAGAGUGUUGAGACACUGGAACAGGUUGCCCAGGGAGGUUGUGGAUGCCCCCCUCCCUGGAGAUGUUCAAGGCCAGGUUGGAUGAGGUCUUGAGCAACCUGGGCUACCAGAAGGUGUCCCUGCCCAUGGCAGGGGGGUUGGAACUAGAUGACUUUGAAAGUUCCUUCCAACCCAAACCAUUCUAUGAUUCAUAUGAUUCUGUGAUUAAUGUGGUUGUGAUGUUACCCACGUGAGGAAAACACCCAGGUGUUUUUCUCCUCACACUUGAGGAAGACCUUUGGGGGGUUUGGUGCAUCAUUAGAUUGGUAUCAAAAGGCAUCUCGCUCGUACUUACCCGAGGUGUGGUUUGGAAGCUGUGGUUUAACGCUGCCUUGGGUUUUCUGUCGUGUUGAUUUGUUGUUAGGACAUAAUGUCAGUGCCCUGCCAUCACCCCCUUCCCACCUGCUCAGAGCUGGGGCUGGCAUCACCCAACUUGAUUCCUGGUUACCCUCCCCCAGGUUUCAGCUUUGCCCUAUCAAAGUCUAAUACAAAUUUUACAUUUCGCAAUAUAGAAACCCUCUGCCUGGAGGGAGAAUGUCUACAGUUACCUGUUUAAGAGGUUGAAAAUUCUUAAAUUCUUGAUUAUUUCUUAAAACAUGAACACUUAACAAUGUAAGGGCCUUUUUCAGCCCCAAGUCUUUCCCCUCUGAAACCCGUGGGAGUUUGGUUGAGCUCCAGGUACUUCCAAGAAUGUGUUGCUCACCUUUAAGGUUGUUUUCGAGUAGGCAUUACCGUGUCUAAUCAGAUCUUUAUAAUCAUUCAAAUCCCUGUUUUUGUGCAGAGUGGCCUAGUGUGCAUAGGAACCAGCUAUUUUUCCAUCCAACCAUUCCAUUGGUUUUGGCUUUUUAAUCUGUUGAGGAAUGUAUUUUAUCUCCAACAGGACCGUUCAUCGCUCUUAGUCUGGACCCACCCGCACGCCGCAUGGCCACGCUCGAGCCGAAUGCUAUUACCUGUUAAUGUCAUUAACCUGAACAAGAAACGUUGGGGAGGCAGGGGUGGGAACCAAGAGGAUAAUCUGGACUUUAGUUUAGGUACUAAACCUCCUUGAUUUGUUUUAACUAAAAAAAAAAAAAAAAAAAAAAGAAAGAAAAAAGACAAAAAAAGAGAAAAAGAGAAAAAGUGAAAAAAAUAAUAAUAAAACAAAGCUUGCACCAAAGUCACCAAAGAACCUUUAGGAAAAUGUUACGGUUGUGACAAGAAGUAAGAAAGUUGAUUUCACUGUUUUAGGUGAUUCCCCCCUUUAGGUCAAACCACACAUUAGCAGUUACAGCCACCAAGCCUUUGGCUUUGUGUCAGAAACUCCUGUCCUUCUCGGCCUAGUUGGCUCUUUCAGGUACUCUUUCAACUCUUGGAGUGGUGUUCUCACUCCACCACUCAAACAGCUAGCGGACCGUGAUGAAUAAGCUGGAGGUUGAGGGGGUUACUGGUUCAUCUCUGCUCUUAGGGCUUUGGUCCCAAUGGUUUUUAAAAACAGGUCAAUUCCAAAACGAAACAAAACCCAAGGUGAAAAGAUUUCUACGUCCUCUUAUUGGUGUGAAACCAGAAUUUAGUGAAUGAGUCCUUGAUGCGUAACCUCAGCGUAUCGCUGACUGCUGCUGCCCAUCACAGUGCCUGGAGUUAAAAAAAAAUAAAUAAUUAACUUCUAUUCCAACAAA